GUUUCUUGGAGGUUUUUAUGGGGAAAUGGUCAGUUGCAUGCCACGCCUCUGCGUGAAGAAUGUCAGAGUCAGAUUGAAGCAAGUUGAAGAAGCAUAUUUGUUGGCGAAGCACAAUUCCUUAGCGGAGAAGAAGGAACAGUUAAAAUGGCUUAUCAGAAUCAGUACAGACAACCUCAAUAUAACAACGCGCCGGCAGAUCAAGGUUUCCUAUGGAAUAUAUUUCAGAGGGUUGACAAGGACAGAAGCGGUGCAAUAUCAGACACAGAGCUCCAGCAGGCGUUAUCGAACGGUACAUGGACGCCUUUCAAUCCAGUGACUGUCCGAUCUAUCAUUGCCAUGUUCGACAGGGACAACAAAGGCGGCGUGAACUUCAACGAGUUUGCCGGCGUGUGGAAGUAUAUCACCGACUGGCAGAACAUCUUCCGCACGUACGACCGCGACAACUCAGGCUUCAUCGACAAGACGGAGCUCAAGCAGGCCCUCACUGGCUUCGGUGAGCAAAGUUACAGGCUAUCAGAUCAGUUUUACAACACACUCAUAGAGAAGUUUGACCGGCAGAGAAAGGGACAAGUGGCCUUUGAUGACUUCAUUCAGUGCUGUAUAGUACUACAGAGGUUGACCGACGUGUUCCGGCGGUAUGACACAGACCAAGAUGGCUGGAUCCAAGUGUCCUACGAGCAGUACCUCUCAAUGGUCUUCAACAUCGUAUAGCACAGAGCGUCCUACGAGCAGUACCUCUCAAUGGUCUUCAACAUCGUAUAGCACAGAGCGUCCUACGAGCAGUACCUCUCAAUGGUCUUCAACAUCGUAUAGCACAGAGCGAGAGAGCGCAUACAUAAAAGUGGACACAGUACGUGCCAAAAAGGAAAGAAGAAGAAAAAAAAAAAAACACUCCACCACUGGUCCUCCACAACAAGAUGACCAAAACACAUCACUUCUGGGUUACGGGGUGGGAAAUAAGGACUUUGAAAUCUGUCUGUCUGCUUGUCAUUGGUGACUAUAGCAUUUCUUAAUGUAAAGGCCUAUAAAAACACAAACAAACAAGUCUCUGGAGUGUCUAUAAUUCUGUGUUUAGGAAAAAAAAUGCAUACAUUGUAAAUAUCAUCUUAAGGAUUUGUUUGCAUGCCGUGUGUGACCUCCAAAGUCAGCGUCAAAAAAAGCAUGAACUAAUAUUUUUUUCCGGAGGUAUACUUUUGCCGAAGCCAUGUUUACAAAGACAUACUGUGAAAGCAAGGUUGUGCUACGCCAUGGAAGACCUGCUUUUGAAUUCACUGUUAUGCCAGCUACGCCAUGUUUCUAAAGACUUCUAUUUUUAACCUGCAGAAGUACAAUAAGACGGCAUAAUAUUUUAGGUAGGGUGAUCAUAUGGCUUUUGUAUGGCUUGUUAUUUUGUGCAUGAUGCCUUAACUGUAAAAAGGUGCAAACAAAAGCUGUUUUAUUAAAAAAAGAAAAACAUUUGGAAAGCCAUAUUAAAAAUAUGUUGUCUCUCUUUAA
This is a messenger RNA of Clupea harengus (Atlantic herring), 1494 nucleotides long. It is a transcript of the gene pdcd6, whose product is annotated as programmed cell death 6. Gene Ontology annotation, molecular function: calcium ion binding. The record is from RefSeq and is a predicted model, not a curated record. NCBI's taxonomy places the organism in Eukaryota, Metazoa, Chordata, Actinopteri, Clupeiformes, Clupeidae.